UUGUGUGCGCGCGCAACCUCUGGAUGAGAGACGAAAGACUAUGAUCGAACAUACGUUCCAAUAGUCUCUCUUCAAUCGACCGACCAUGAUCUUAAGCGCAGUGUCGAAAGCAACCGCCAGCGCCUUGAGAGGCACCAAAUCUCUCUUGCAGAAUGAAGUGGCGAAAGUUUCGAGCGUUCUCGCCGUUAACAAAAGGGACUAUGCGGUCAAAGCUGCAGCUGCACCCAAGGGUGGUGCACAAGGGAAGGUAGUUGCUGUCAUCGGUGCUGUUGUUGAUGUACAAUUUGACGACGCUCUUCCCCCUAUCCUUAAUGCAUUGGAGGUACAGAAUCGUACACCCAGGCUGGUACUCGAAGUUGCUCAGCAUCUUGGAGAAAACACGGUGCGCACCAUCGCUAUGGACGGUACGGAAGGCCUGGUACGUGGUCAGAACGUUUUUGACUCUGGAUUUCCUAUUCGUAUUCCUGUGGGAGCCGAGACUUUAGGCCGCAUCAUCAAUGUUAUCGGUGAACCCAUUGACGAGCGUGGACCCAUCCCUACGGACAAGCUGGCCGCUAUUCAUGCAGACGCUCCCGAAUUCGUAGACAUGUCUGUUGAACAAGAGAUUCUAGUCACGGGCAUCAAAGUCGUGGAUUUACUGGCUCCUUAUGCCAAAGGUGGAAAAAUCGGCCUAUUUGGCGGUGCUGGAGUCGGCAAAACUGUACUCAUCAUGGAACUGAUCAACAACGUGGCUAAAGCCCACGGUGGUUAUUCGGUGUUUGCCGGCGUGGGUGAGAGGACCCGCGAGGGUAAUGAUCUUUAUCACGAGAUGAUCGAAUCCGGUGUUAUUUCUCUCAAGGACAAGACUUCUAAGGUAGCGCUAGUGUACGGACAGAUGAACGAGCCGCCUGGUGCUCGCGCCCGCGUAGCUCUCACUGGACUCACCGUUGCCGAGUACUUCCGUGAUCAGGAAGGUCAGGACGUGCUGCUAUUUAUUGAUAACAUCUUCAGGUUUACUCAGGCUGGUUCCGAGGUAUCUGCUUUGUUGGGUCGUAUUCCAUCCGCUGUAGGUUAUCAACCUACGUUAGCCACCGACAUGGGUACCAUGCAAGAGCGUAUCACCACGACGAAGAAAGGAUCCAUCACCUCUGUUCAAGCUAUUUAUGUGCCUGCCGAUGAUUUAACUGAUCCUGCUCCUGCCACCACCUUCGCUCACUUGGAUGCUACAACUGUGUUGUCGCGUGCCAUUGCCGAAUUAGGCAUUUAUCCAGCUGUUGACCCUCUUGACUCUACAUCUCGUAUUAUGGACCCCAACAUUAUUGGCACGGAACAUUAUAAUAUCGCCCGUGGUGUACAAAAGAUCCUCCAGGAUUAUAAAUCACUACAGGAUAUCAUUGCAAUCUUGGGUAUGGACGAAUUGUCAGAAGAAGACAAGCUUACGGUUGCGCGCGCGCGUAAAAUACAGAGAUUCUUGUCCCAGCCAUUCCAGGUCGCUGAAGUGUUCACUGGCCAUGCUGGUAAACUAGUACCAUUACAAGAAACCAUCAAAGGAUUCCAGAAGAUUUUGGGCGGAGAAUUGGAUCACUUGCCAGAAGUAGCGUUCUACAUGGUCGGCCCAAUUGAGGAAGUAGUAACUAAAGCAGAAUCAUUAGCCAAACAAUAAAGUAACUUACAGUCAUCGUAAAAACGUUAAAAUACUAUACUGAAUCAUCUUUUAUUUAUGAAAGCAACCUUUUAACGAAAUUUGCAUUUUCUUAUCAUUUUUAUUAUAAGAUUUAAAGAACAAGUAUUAAAAGUAUUCAAGUAACAAAGUAUGAAAGAUAAGCGAAAGUACAUAAAAAAGAUGUUAACAAAAUCUUUAUCGCGAUAUAUUGUAAUACAAGAUUUGUUACCGUAAUUAUUAAUUUUAAAGGGUUGCUUUAUGUUUUACUUUUUAUUACAAAGGCUCGUAAGAAAUUAGAAACAUUAUUCAAUUUUCUGCAUACAUUAACAUACACUACUUCUGGACUUUCUCUACAGAUCUAAUUAAUAUGAUUGAGUUAUUACAAAAUAACAUGUACUGCAAAAUCACGAUGUAUAUGUUAGAUAUUAAUAAAAGUUUUACAAAAACA
Molecule: messenger RNA, 2090 nt
Organism: Vollenhovia emeryi
Lineage: Eukaryota; Metazoa; Arthropoda; Insecta; Hymenoptera; Formicidae
Gene: ATPsynbeta
Product: ATP synthase subunit beta, mitochondrial
Exons: 7
Coding region: 86-1642 (518 amino acids)
Biological process (GO): proton transmembrane transport; proton motive force-driven mitochondrial ATP synthesis
Molecular function (GO): proton-transporting ATP synthase activity, rotational mechanism; ATP binding; ATP hydrolysis activity
Source: RefSeq, a predicted model, not a curated record